Acyrthosiphon pisum (pea aphid) is the source of this 777-nucleotide messenger RNA. RefSeq names its product protein ALP1-like. The coding region runs from base 1 to 777 and encodes 258 amino acids. The transcript has 2 exons. The record is from RefSeq and is a predicted model, not a curated record. Lineage: Eukaryota; Metazoa; Arthropoda; Insecta; Hemiptera; Aphididae.
AUGUUUUUAAUCAACUCUGCAUUUUUUAGAUAUUUGGCCACGGGUGAUUCGCUUAAAACAAUUUCGUUUAGCUAUCGCAUGGGGCAUAGUACAGUUUACAAGAUCGUUCGAGAAACCUGUCAAAUAAUUACUGAAAAUCUUAUGGACGAGUUGAUGCCUACACCGACUGAAGAAAUGUGGGAGAACAUAGCUAAUGAUUUUUUUCGUAUGUGGAAUUUUCCGGGAUGUAUCGGGGCUCUGGAUGGAAAACAUGUUACCAUUCAAGCACCUCCAAAUACAGGAUCAAUGUUUUUUAAUUAUAAAAAUACAUUCUCUAUAGUUUUGUUGGCUCUUGUGGAUGCUCACUGUAAUUUUAUUGCUGUUAAUGUAGGGGCAUAUGGCAAGAGUAGCGAUGGAGGUGUUUUUGCUAAUUCAAAUUUAGGUAAAGCACUUCAUCGUGGAUCAUUGAAUAUUCCAGAUAAUUUGACCAUACCCAACACGGAUACACAAGUCCCAUAUGUAAUUGUAGGUGAUGAGGCAUUCCCUCUAAAACCUUACUUGAUGCGACCUUAUCCAGGGGACAAAUUAGAUGACCGAAAGCGCAACUUCAAUUACCGUUUGAGUCGUGCCAAGAGGACAUCAGAAAAUACAUUCGAAAAACUGAUAUCACUUUGCACUGAUGGAUCACCAAAUAUGAUUGGUAAAUAUAAAGGAUUUGUUACUCUUUUGAGCCAAAAUGUGAAACAUGAAGUACUAUCUUUUCAUUGUAUUGUUCAUCAAGAAGCUUUAUGUGCUUAA